This is a messenger RNA of Sitophilus oryzae (rice weevil), 2180 nucleotides long. RefSeq names its product gastrula zinc finger protein XlCGF57.1-like. Gene Ontology annotation, cellular component: nucleus. Gene Ontology annotation, biological process: regulation of transcription by RNA polymerase II. Bases 85 to 1731 code for a protein of 548 amino acids. NCBI's taxonomy places the organism in Eukaryota, Metazoa, Arthropoda, Insecta, Coleoptera, Curculionidae. Gene Ontology annotation, molecular function: DNA-binding transcription factor activity, RNA polymerase II-specific; RNA polymerase II transcription regulatory region sequence-specific DNA binding. The record is from RefSeq and is a predicted model, not a curated record. The transcript has 7 exons.
CAUAGGUUUUUAGUAAUUGUUUUUAUAUUCAUGUUUUCUAAAAUCAAUUUAUUUUAAUUUUCCCUGAAAAAAUCACAGGAAAAAAUGGAUAAUGAUAGCAGUAACAGUAUAGAAUACUUUGGCGAUGCUCUUGUCCCAAAAAUUGAAAGUGAAAUAAGUUUAAUUGUUAAGGAAGAGCCACUUCACGAAUGUUUUAUAUACAAUAACGAAACUUUAAACAAAUAUGACGAUAUAAAACUCAAAAAUUGCAACGAUAUUGAAUUUAAAAAAAGGCAGAUCAUCGAAAAUGAGACUACAGUAUAUAGAUGUCACGAAUGUAUUAAUACAUUUCAAAAAUUCUCUGAUUUUAAGUUGCAUAAAGCAGAACAUUCAAUUAAGAAACGAACUUGCACAAUUUGCAAUCUCCUAUGCCGCGGAGUAACAAGGCUCAAAGAACAUAUGAAUAUACAUAAUGGGAUAAAACCAUUUAAAUGUACAAAGUGUAGUAAAGGUUUUACAUCAGCUAAUCAUUUAAAGUGUCAUAUGGACUCUCAUAGGGAUGAAAAUAAUUUUAAAUGUGAGAAAUGUGAAAAGACCUUUAAAACUAAAAGGACACUGGCAGGACAUAUCGAUACCCAUGCUAAAAGAAUUAAGGAUUUUAUAUGCAAGAUUUGUAAUGAAGAUUUUAAUUUACUAAAUGAGUAUUGUCGACAUCUCACUCAAAAACAUGGAGAGGAAGUUCCUAAGCCAAAAUGUAUAAUUUGUGACAAAAUCUUCAAAACUGAAACACUACUGCAAGCUCAUUUGAAAGAGCAUAAAGAUUUAACAUUUCCUUGUGAAUAUUGUAAUAAAAUUUUCACCACAAUGUACAAGAUAAAACGGCAUGUAAAAAGAUCUCACGUAAUAAAUGAGUGUGAAUACUGCGACAAGGUGUUUUAUGACAAAGCAGAAUUUGGCAAGCACAAGAAGGAAGAACAUACUACUGAAGAAAAAAUAAAUAUUUGCCAAUAUUGCCAGAAAGCAUAUUCCAGUACAAAAAAUCUAAAAGAGCACAUAAGAGUACAACAUACCAAUGACGGUGGCAAAAACCAGUGUAAUAUUUGUGACAAGACAUUUAUUAAUAGGUUUUUGUUAAAUAAUCAUAGCAAGAGUCACGAUAAAUGUUUCAAAUGUCCUUUAUGUGAUAUGCUGUUCUCCAAUAGGUACAAUUUAGAAUUGCAUUCAGUAACUCAUACUAAUGAGAGAAGGUUUGAAUGCCCUGUAUGUAAAAAAUUUUAUACCAGCAAAGUAAGUCUGAAAAAUCAUAUUCCAAUCCAUUCAGAAGAGCGCCCCUUCAAAUGUACGCAAUGCAACAAGGAUUUUAAAAGUUCCAGGAGACUUUAUACUCACAAAAAAUCACACCUUACCAAAUUGGAAUUUGAAUGUUACAAUUGCGGAAAUAAAUAUAAAACUAAAGACUAUUUGAAAUCGCACAUGAAAAAACAUAAUAAAGAAAAACCAUUUGAUUGUACUUAUUGUAACAAAAGAUUCAAGCAUAAAAGAACUUUAAAUACUCAUCUCAAUGGUAUACAUAAAAGGAAAAUUAAAAAUAUUGAUAUUAAGCAUGAAUUAGAUCCACGAAAUUACUCUGAAGAAUUGAUCAUUUUAAAGGAAGAAUACAAUACACCGAUAGACAACAGUUUGGAUAAUGAGCGUUCUUCUGAUUUAGAGGUGGAAUCAGUUUAUGUGAAAUCGGAAGUUGAAGAUUACUAACACUAUAUUCUUUUAUAAUUCAUUUUUUUUCUAUUUAUUAUUAUUUCUGCUAAAGUCUGUCCAACUAGUAAGGAAACAUUUGGACAGAUCACGCCAAAAAAAACAGAAUAUUCUGUCAUUUUUUGACAGAACUCUCUUCUCAAAUAACGUCACUGUCAUCACUGUAUCUGCUAGUUGGACAAACUUUGCCAGCAAUAUUUUAUAAAAUGUUGACGUGAUAUUUGUCAGUUAUUGUUUUUUAAUCUAGUCUAAAAAGAAAUUAAUCUCGGCUGUAUAUAGGGUGUUUCAAAAAACAUGUGCCAUAUCUCGUGGGGAGAUUCCUUACGUAUAAGAUAAGAUUUAUUUCUCAUAUCACAUAGGUCCGUUGAAGUAAUUGGACCGUUGACUCUGUUCAUACUAUCUUUACAUUUAUUAAUUCUGAUGCUUUCAUAUGCAUCUAAUUGCCUGUA